Messenger RNA from Teleopsis dalmanni, 3625 nucleotides. RefSeq names its product protein dead ringer-like. Gene Ontology annotation, cellular component: nucleus. NCBI's taxonomy places the organism in Eukaryota, Metazoa, Arthropoda, Insecta, Diptera, Diopsidae. Gene Ontology annotation, biological process: regulation of transcription by RNA polymerase II. Gene Ontology annotation, molecular function: DNA binding. The record is from RefSeq and is a predicted model, not a curated record.
UUUAUUAAAAUAAAAUAAAAAAAAUUAGUAAAACAAAAAUAAUAUUUAAAAACUUUUAACUAAAAAAAUUAUAAAACAAAUAAUUUUUACAAUAAAAAACAGUAUUUCGUACGGUACCUAGCGGCGCUUUUUCAAGAAGAACGUGUUUGUCUCCUCGUUUCAGCAUUGCAUAUGCAAUUUAUGUAUAACGGUUUGGUAUGUUGUUGCUUUUGUUUUAAUUACUUUUGGCUUAAUUUUUUUGUUACACAAAAUAUAUUCACAAAAGGAAAACCAAAAAAAUGAAAAAUGUAAACUUUCCAAAUAAACAAAAAGGCUUUUUAUGCUAAACAAUUGUUUUUGAUUUUGUUGUUGAGUUUUUUAAUGCUGAUUAAAAUGCGUCCUAUGUAGACUAGAGAGAGAGCAAAGAAACACUGCAAUCAAGCAAUUAAGCAAAUAACAAUUAACAAAGUGCAGAUGAAGUGUGUGUUUUUGUUGUUGUUGUCGUCAAAUGUUUGCGCUUCAGUUUUUUAUAUAAAAUAUUUGCAAAAAUAAUACGAAAGAGAAAUAAUUUGAUUAAAUUAUAAAUUUUUAAUUUUACCAUUCCAAAAAUAAAAGAAAUUCAUUUGUGAAGAGAAAAAUAUAUUUUUCAAUAAAUGCAAUUAAAUGCACUAAACACAAUGGAUUGCAGCGUUCGUUCAAGUCAAGCCGAUUCGGAUUUAGGUGACGAUUUGUCACAUGAAGAUCAUUCCGAUGAUGAAAUGCGUGAAUGUGAUUCUAUUGAAGGGGAUCAUGUCAAUCGUACAGCACGUUUAAAUCAUACUAUAACAAGUAACGGUGGUGAUAUGAGUUUUAGCGGUGGUGGUAGUGGUGGUAUUGGAGGAAUUGGUAUUGGUCGUAGUCCAGAAUCUCAAGCUGAAAUGCAAUUAAGUCAUCAUCAUCAAUUUACAACUAAUCCAUUGAACGCUUUGGGAAAUUUUAUGGGCAUUGGUGGCUUACAUGGUAUACCCAAUUUACAACACAAUGAUGUGUUAGAAAAAUUGAAAAUGCAAGUGCGUGAUAUGAAAGUUGGACUUAUGGAACAAGAUUAUGCAGCCCAUGCUGCUGCUUUUGGUGCAAAUGUUUUACCAACACCUAUUAACACCGCAUUUACUUUACCACCCACCACAAUAGCUUCGUUUGGUCACGCCGCACCAAAUAUUGCACCUUCAGCUGGCAACAGCAUGUCUAAUGGUAAUCUAGGUUCACAAAAUUCCACAAGUACUUCAGCCACAAGCUCAGCGUUAUCCAAUGGCGGUAACAGUUUUUCCUUUACGUCACCAACGGCACCGAGUUCAAGAGAUGUAAAUCCUGCUUCAAAUUCAUCCACAUCAAGUGAGGCUUCUAAUUCAUCACAGCAAAAUAAUGGCUGGAGUUUUGAAGAACAGUACAAACAAGUCAGACAGCUUUACGAAAUAAAUGAUGAUCCUAAACGUAAAGAGUUUCUGGAUGACUUGUUUUCGUUUAUGCAGAAAAGAGGCACUCCUAUUAACCGCCUGCCUAUAAUGGCAAAAUCUGUACUCGAUCUCUAUGAAUUGUACAAUUUAGUUAUAGCACGCGGUGGUUUAGUGGAUGUGAUAAAUAAAAAGCUAUGGCAGGAAAUAAUCAAAGGUCUGCAUUUGCCAUCGAGCAUCACUAGUGCAGCGUUCACAUUACGUACACAAUACAUGAAAUAUCUUUAUCCAUACGAAUGUGAAAAGAAAAAUCUCAGUUCACCUGCGGAAUUGCAAGCCGCAAUCGAUGGCAAUCGUCGUGAAGGACGUCGUUCCAGUUAUGGACAAUAUGAGGCAAUGCACAAUCAAAUGCAAAUGCCACAAAUGGCACGUCCUUUAUCUGGUGGCAUGCAACAAAUGUCACCCCUGGCAUUGGUUACACAUGCAGCAUCGGCUGCUGCUAAUCAACAAGCUCAAGCUGCUGCUGCUGCUGCGGCCGCACAUCACAGACUGAUGGCGCCCACAUUUGGGCAAAUGCCAAAUAUCGUAACACAUGAAAUCGAAAAACGUAUGAUGGAAUAUAUAAAUAUGAUGCAGGGAAAAAAGGAUCAAAGCGCUUUAGGCGCUAAUGCCGGCAUUAAUGGUAGUGGCAGUAGUAGUGGUACACCACAUCAACAGCCACAACAACAACGUCAACGUUCGCAAAGUCCCGAAAUCACUACACGUGAAGCACUGAAUGCUCUGGAAAUGUCACGUGUUGCACUUUGGCAAAUGUAUCACAACAACACAAGUCCACCGGCCUCAGUCAAUGCUUCACCUCAGGGUGCAGCAGAAAUACAACGCGUUGAACCGCAACGCAGCGAGGCAUUAAACCUUUCAGACUCACCACCGAAUCUCACCUCUAUUAAGCGUGAACGUGAACCAUCACAAGAACGUGAAGAAUUUCACCAUCAGCCGCCACCACCAAAACGUGUCGACAAGGAUCUGUUGCGUGGUGGUAUUAUGCCUUCUGGUUUUCCUGCUAGUUUCUAUUUGCCACACGGUAUGGCGGCAGCAGCUGCAGCUGCUAAUUUUCACCACAGCACACAUCGACAAGACUCUGAUGUUGAGAACGAGGAUGAAUUGGAUGAGGAAGGUGAACAUAAUACGACUGUGAAUUCAUCGAAUGAAGAUCAAGAGCGUCAGCGUCUAAAUGGACAUCAUCAUCAUCAUCACCACCACAACAGUAAUGCCAGCGGUGUGAUAACUGAUAAAUCAGAUGAUUCCGCUAUAGAAAAUUCACCAUCCACAUCAGCAUCGGCGGGAAAUGGUCACCUAUCACCGGUAACUACAAAGAAGGCACUUCUAACAAAGACGCAACAAAGCAAUUUAAGUGAAACUAACGCCAGCACAUCAAAUAAACAAAUUAGUGCUCUGGAAACACUAAGUUUGUUGUCAGGUCUACAGUUUCAAGUAACGAGAAAUGGAACCAAUGAAAAUGGGGAACAACAACUCAUUGUCAAUCUUGAGUUGAAUGGCAUGAAAUACUCUGGCGUGCUAGUUACAAACACGACAACAGCAACAAGUGGCAGCAGCAUCAAAAGCAGUACAACAGCUAACAUCACCAGCAGCCCGAGUAGCAACAAACAUGGCAAGAAACGCGAUCCGCUCAAGCAAGCACUUAACAGCAGCUUGCACAGUAAUAAGGACAACAGCGAAAGUUUACAUGCCAAGGACGACGAUAUAAUGGAUGAAGACAUGGCGAAUGAAUUAACAGAAGCGGACGCAGACACAGAAACACUUGCCGACGCUGUAAUACCCAUGGAAACAACACCACCAAAGGCUAAAUUAAGUGCAACUACUGCAAUUGCGGCAAAUGGGGGCAACAAUGUGUCGGCAACAAUACAGGACGCAUUAAUCACAACUUAAAGUGCUACUGCUCCUUUUGCUGUUGCAGCUAGCACUGCUGCUGUUUAAUAAGGAUUAGAGCAGUCCUUCAACAGUUCUAUAUUGGAACUAACAAAAUAAGUUAAAAUUCUGCUGAUUGCAAAUUUGUUAAGUAGGAUUUUUUUAAAAGAGAGUGUGGAGAAAACUUCAUAAUAUUAUUCCACUUUGAUUUGGAAACAAAUUUUAAAGCAUGCUUUUAGGCUGUCCCACAAAUAAACAUGAUUUUAUUUUAUUGCGAACAAUAAUUUUUA